Messenger RNA from Colletotrichum abscissum, 510 nucleotides. RefSeq lists its product as uncharacterized. The coding region runs from base 1 to 510 and encodes 169 amino acids. Lineage: Eukaryota; Fungi; Ascomycota; Sordariomycetes; Glomerellales; Glomerellaceae. The record is from RefSeq and is a predicted model, not a curated record. The transcript has a single exon.
AUGAAAACAGCAUGUCCCACCGCCUCGCUUCUUCUCUCGCUGGCCCUUUUGUUCGGUUACCUCCAGCAUGAGAUCCUUAGCAUAGGCACACACGCACAUCACAGGCUGGAAGGAGAACUGGGCUCACGGCCAACGAGCCGCAAGGGAAAGCGGGACGACCACCACAAGGAGCGUCAGCAUUGUGGGCUAACGACAUUCCAACACAUGCCUCGUGGCGUCAGAGACAAAUCGCCGUGCUGGGUCUUUCCUUUUUCUGCUGUUGUUUCCGAGGGCCGCCGCUGUCCGUCGAUUGGCCAUCACCUCAGCAUCUUGACCGCUCAGAGUCUAAAACUACUAUCCCCAACAACUCAAAGUCCUACCAAUGGUGUCGUUUUGAAGCUUACGUGCUAUCUUAACAGCACUGAAGUUCCCACGAGACUGGCUUACACUAUCCGUAAAGUAAGCUACAAAUCUAGCCCGCCACACCCCACCACACUUUGCCUUGCAGGGACUAAGCCAGUCACUGGCUGA